GCCAAGCCACUUUGCUUCCGCCACCAAGUUCUGGCCGACCGGCGACCGUGAGUAGUCCUGCCCGACUGUGUCUACCUGCUCAAGCUACUAAAACGCACUCAGGUCUAUUGCUUCUUGCAUGCUCGCCCAGCUCUGGUCGUAACUUAUUCAUCUGUAUACUCACAUCUUUUUCGCCGGGCUGCUGCAGGACACCUUGUGCUGUGUCCUGACAAAUCGGGAAAUGGCAGGCAUCCGACCUCCCUCUUCGCGAAACGUAUCAUAUACCCCGUCCCUCGCAAACCGCAGCAGAGGCGGAAUGCGUGCGGCCAGCUCUCGCAAUAUCUCUGAGGUACCAGAACAGAGCGUGAAGGCCGAAGCUGUGGACCAUGCCGAUGGCGCGACUCCCGGCGUCAAGCCCGAGGGGGACUCAUCUGUGAAGACCGACAUCGACGAUCUCUACAACUUCGAAAUGGACGAACCGUCGACCUCGCGGAGCUCGUCCUCAGACCUCAAGCAGGAGACCGCUGCCCUCAAGCUCGAGGACGACCGGCCGUCUGCUACACCGCCGUCUCCUCGAGGGGCAAGCCCAAGAGCGAACCCCAGCUCAUCGGCCACCUCCCCCGCGCAGAGAGGAGCUCUGCGUGCCUUCGUCCAGCUCGCGCAAAAUCACUACCAGUAUGGCACGCUUGGAGUACGAGCAUGGGUGGACGACUCGGAUGAUGCCUGUGGCUCGGAUUGUCUUCCUGACGACUGUCGAUGUCGUUCAUACUGCCAGAAUCAACGAUUUCAGCGCAGGCAGUACGCGCCUAUCGAGAUCGUGCAGACAGAGAUGAAGGGGUUUGGCCUCCGUGCUGGGGAGGAUCUGCCUAAGGAUACCUUCAUCUACGAAUACUUGGGUGACGUGGGUAUUCGACAUUUCUACUUUAUGAUGCUCCAGAAGGAUGAGUUCAUUGACGCCACUAAGCGAGGUGGUAUUGGCCCGAAAUGGACAGUAGACCGGCAUGUACGCAUGGGUAUCUUUGCCAACAGGUACAUCAAGAAGAACGAAGAGCUUACAUUCAACUACAACGUCGACCGAUACGGCCACGACGCACAACCAUGCUACUGUGGAGAGCCGAAUUGCGUCGGCUUCAUCGGUGGCAAGACCCAGACUGACAUUGCUGCUAUGGAUGAUCUCUACCUCGAUGCGCUCGGUAUUUCCGAAGAGGUUGCGGUCUUGGGCCUGAAGGGCAGCAAGAAGAGGAAGAGCAAGAAACUCGAUGAGGACUUCAUUCCUACGCUCAAGCCACUUAUCGAGAAAGACAUACCCAAAAGUCGCAAGGUCCUCAUCAAGUUACUGACACGUAUCAAGAUGACGGAGGACCAGCCCGCGCUCCGGCAGCUCAUGCGUCUCCGUGGCUUCAGCGUCAUGACCAACAUCCUCGAAGACUACAGCACCGAUGUGGAGGUGUCCGUCUCGGCAAUCGAGUGCAUGAUGACUUGGCCGCUCAUCCAGCGGAACAAAGUCGAGGACUCGAAGGUGAACGUCCCCGUCCAGACAUGUGCCCAGUCCGAAGACCAAGGACUUGCACAGCUUGCUCAAAAGGUUGGCAAGGCCAUCUCUCGGUUGACCCCAUGUGUCUGAUGUCUGCGGGCGAGUAGCUGCUUGCACAAUGGGACACUCUAGAGUACGCGUACCGGAUACCGAAGCGGUUGAAGGGGGAGGGCGACGACGACGAUGCGCCCGCGCCAUCAUCCAGCUUUUCAUCCAGACCCGUCGACCCCCGACCACAGAAGCGCGCGCGCCCCGACACCAUCUUCGUCUUCGAGAACGAGGCCUCGAAGCUCGACUUCAAGCUCCGCGCGCCCGCGCCGCCGCCGCCCAAGGACCCCGCGAUGGAGGCGGAGCCCCCAAGCCCGCCGCGCCCGUCAAC
Molecule: messenger RNA, 1892 nt
Organism: Fomitopsis serialis
Lineage: Eukaryota; Fungi; Basidiomycota; Agaricomycetes; Polyporales; Fomitopsidaceae
Exons: 15
Coding region: 221-1603 (460 amino acids)
Biological process (GO): regulation of DNA-templated transcription
Cellular component (GO): chromatin; nucleus
Molecular function (GO): protein binding; histone H3K36 methyltransferase activity
Source: RefSeq, a predicted model, not a curated record